Paramuricea clavata is the source of this 2447-nucleotide messenger RNA. NCBI's taxonomy places the organism in Eukaryota, Metazoa, Cnidaria, Anthozoa, Malacalcyonacea, Plexauridae. The record is from the annotation of a GenBank genome assembly.
UGGUUGUUGAUUAGCUUUCCUUCAAAGAUUCAAUCCCUCGAGUUAGCGCACACAAGGUGAGUGCCUUAAUCACUAGACUACCGAGGACUUGCUUGAAAAUUAAUGUACAGAACGAGUUUACAGACAAAUAGCCAAUUAAGCUUGUUGAUUUCUGUGACUGGUAAUGGACAUUGUACACCACAAUACACGCUUCCAGAAAGUAUGUCACCUUGGCUAUUGGGCCUCGUUUUCGUGAUUGAGACGUGGGCAAAAAACUGAUGUCAAAUACACAAAAACUAGGCUCUAUAGACUAUAGGUAAAGUUAAGUAUGUGACAAUGUGACAUACUUUCCGGAAUGGUGUAUUCCAGUAAUUUUGUAGACUGCAAGCAACCCUCUAUUUUCCUUCGUUUUAUAGUUUCUGGACUAAGACUAUGGCAGACUGCCAGGGUAAAUAUUCCACAUAUUCUAUUAUUAUUAAAAAUAAAUUAUUUAUAUUAAUAUAUUAUCUUUUAAAUUCAAUAUAAACGUUUCUAGCGCAUACUCAGUAAGCCUUUUAUCUAAGUUACCAAUCCAUAAUUUCUUCUCAGAAGUUGAUUUCGUAGAUGUUGCCAUGAAAAAUUUAAAAAAAUAAAAUAUUUCUAUACACAAAAAUAUACAUUCUUUUCCGCCAUAUUGUUUAACCACUUUAUCGAACCCAGUCCACCAAGAACACGAAAUCCAAUAUGGCGGACAAAAAUCACGAGAAAAGGCGAGAAAAAGUUACAAAUGAAGUUAGUUUGGACAGAAAUCGCGAACGAUCAAGAAGUACGGCAGAGGAUGAGCAUAGGAAGGUAUUUGGCUGGCUUUUGGUUAUAACUAUAGCUUUAUAUAAUGAUUUUUUGUAUCAUCAAUGUGUGUUUAAUGAUGCGGUUCAACGACGAGAAACUGCCCAGUUGUAUAUAUUGUAUGCCUUUUGCAGAAAUCAAAGCGAAAAACGGAAAAAAGGAAAUCACGAAAGAGGUCACAGAGUGAAUCUGAUACAGAUAGGUAAUCUGUAUAAUAAUUGUAUAAGCCAUAAGGCAUUGACCAUUGACCCAUUGUGGAGAGAGAGACAGAGAGUAGAUCAGUGACGUUCAACUACUUCUACAGUUCUACGAUCCGAGUUUUAUAAUUGCGUUUAUAGAGUUUUUCAUCUUUAUGGACCCCAGACGAGAAUUAAAAUAUUCAUGCUCAACUUAGUCUAUGCCGAAAAUUUCACGUUCUAUGUUUCACUGCAGCGGCAAAUUCCAGUCAAAUUUAAUUAUGCCUUAUGGGAAAAACAACAUUUUUAAAACGCCUUAAAUGUUUUAAAUCGCGCCUUUGCCGGAAUGUCCAAAGGCCUCCAAACAACGUGAAAUUUCCGAUGUAGAUUGAUUUAAGCAUGGAGACAUCAAUCUCGAGGUCCAUCUUUGAUAAAGAUCUGCAGAUAAACGAAACGAAUAUUUGAUGACGUCAACUCGUAUUGGAGAAUAUACAUUAGCAGCGCUCAGAAGGAAUUAAUUCUUUUAUUAUGAUAUAUUUUGAUGUUUCAGUUCAUCAUCCACUUCCUCAAGUGAUUCUGAACAGAGAAAGAAAAGAAAGAAAAAUCAUCAAAAAAGAUCGAGUAGUUCAGGAAGUUCAUCAUCAGAUAGUGAUGAUAAACAUUGCAAGUCUAAACAUACGAAGAAACGACAUAAGAGGAGUGCGAGCAGUUCAUCAUCUGAUGAUGAAAAACAUUCAAAAUCUAAACAUAAGCAAAAGAAGAAAAUACGUAAGGUAUAGAAGAUAUUAAACUUCUUCUAUAAAGGCCUAAAGCUUUUAAAGACUUGCUGUAAGUUGCCACCAAUUUGUCCUCAAAUUUUCUGAAAUCACCUUAAGUCGCUACAACUUAAAGGAUUUUAGGAUCUGAAGUAGGCAUAAUAGUUGAUAAUACCAGUAUGCAUGCAAGUUAUCCAAGAUUGUGAGUUAAACGAUUACUUUACUCUUAUAAAGCUAACGCCUGAUCGCAGGUUAUUAAAGAUAAAGUAUACAUAAGAACGGCCAACCUUAAAGAAAUUGAUAUGCAUAAAAUUCCAUGCACAUUCUGGCGGCUCAAUAGUGUUGGUGUUAUUUUAUUUUCAUUUUUUCAGAAGAAAUCAAAGUUGAAAAAGGCAAAACACCAAGGAGUGGUCGAUCAGAACAAAUAUGGCGCGUAUGGAAUACUUCGAGAGAGCGAUAUAUUUGUCAAACAACAGGAAUUUUACUGUUGGCUUCAAGAGGUUAAAAAUGUCAAUUCAGAGACAUUACCAAAAUUUGAAACAAGAAAAAUGUUCGAGGAUUACAUGGAAGAUUAUAAUACGGCUACUUUACCACAUAAGAAGUACGUUUGUAUUUACUGUGUUUGGGAAAACUUUGAAAAUGGAAUUUUUUUCAGUGCUUAAAAAUGCGCGUCCCCUCGUGCGCGUUCAUACAAAAGCGUUUCCACAUGCAU